Messenger RNA from Penicillium arizonense, 915 nucleotides. RefSeq lists its product as uncharacterized. The coding region runs from base 1 to 915 and encodes 304 amino acids. The record is from RefSeq and is a predicted model, not a curated record. Gene Ontology annotation, cellular component: cytoplasm. NCBI's taxonomy places the organism in Eukaryota, Fungi, Ascomycota, Eurotiomycetes, Eurotiales, Aspergillaceae. The transcript has 2 exons.
AUGGCCACACAAGGCUUCCACCCUCCCCACCCAAAGCUAAUGGACCCCCAUCUCAGCGAACCAGUCGACAUGCUCCCAGCCGGCCAGAUGCCAACCUCGCAGAGCCGAAUCGCUCUCCCCUACACAGCCCAGUCCUACGGUACCGGCGAGAGCGAGCUUAUCUGUGGAACUCUGUUCCAGGGCAUGCCGCGGGAUUCAUUCGUCGUGCAAACCAAGUGGUUCUCAACGCCCGAUAUGAUCAACACCCUCUUGCAAUCCGGUGGACCUAAGUCCAAGCUCCGAGAUUCACUCGUUCGACUCCGGCUGGACUAUGUCGAUAUCUACCUCGUCCACGGCCCGAUUCACCCUACCAUGAUCUCAAAAGUAGCCAAGGGUUUAGCGGAUUGUGUAGAAUCUGGCUUGACGCGUGCCGUUGGUGUCGCAAAUUACAGUACCCAUGAGAUGAUCAAAAUGGCCGACGAGCUUGCGACGCACGGUAUCCCGCUCGCUGUUUGCCAAUGCGAGUACUCGGUCAUCCGUCGCUUGCCGGAGGUUAGUGGCAUGAUUCGGGAAUGCAAGAAGCGAAGUAUUUGUUUCCAGGGUUUUGCUUCUCUCGCUGAAGGUCGUCUGUCCGGCAAGUAUUCGAGGUUGAAUGAGACUCCGCAGAGACGUCGCUUCAGCAGUUAUCCAAUGCAUAUGCUGGAGCCUACUAUCGAUGUGCUCAAGAGUAUUGCUGGGGAGAGGCGUGCGCCUGUUCCGGCUGUUGCGUUAAAUUACUCUAUCAACAAAGGGGUUGUUCCUUUGGUUGGUGUUCGUGAUGCAGAGCAGGCGGAGCAGGAUAUGCAGGCGCUUGGGUGGCGGCUGACGGAGGAUGAGAUAGAGCGGAUUGAGGCCGUUAGUAUCGAGGGACAGACUUCGUCGUUGCAGCAUGGCUAG